AUUUGAAGAAAACGGUGAUUUUAUUGGCAAUAUACAAAAAUAGGCACGAAAUUGCCGAGGAGCAAUGUUGUGGAGGUGAAAAGAAUUAGAAAUGGAUGAAACCGGUGGUGAAUGUGUUUAUCGUGAUAAGUGGUACGAAGUAGAGUGUGCAGAAAACGUGCUUGUCAAUAUACUUUCGAGGCUUCCGAUUAAGUCAAUUUUAGUAUGCAAAUCCAUUUGCAAGCAUUGGAACUGGUUGAUAAGUAGUCAGGCUUUCAUUGACGAGCAGCUACUCCGGUCUCGGAAAAACUCGUUUUACAUAGUUUACCCAUUCAUGGAUGUGCUGAUGGAGUUAUUUUUUGUGGAUAACAACGGUGAAAUUGAUAAAAGGUUGAGCUUCCCGUAUUGUGAGAACUUUUCUCCGAUUACAAUCAUUUGUUCUUUUGAUGGUUUACUCUGUUGUAUGAACUAUCCGUGGAAAGCGGACUCGGGAAGGGUAGUUGAUGAUGAAAUCGAUCUGGAAAUCCGUAUCUGCAACCCUGUUACAAAAAAGGCUCUAUUAAUUCCGAGAGGUAGCCUGUCCAAUGAAAAGCCUUCCAUCGGGGUUGCUUUUGGUCCAAAAAUCAAUGAAUACAAGAUAUUUCGGUUUUUCUCUGCCAAGUUCAUAUCCCUAGCUAAACAUCCAUCCCGCAAUAGUCGACAAUGUGAGGUAUAUUCAUCGAGCACUGGAUCCUGGAGUGUCAUAGGUCGUGUACCAUACUGUCCAAUGCAUUCUAGCCAUAGCCCCCUGGGGUCCAACCAUGUUUUCGUCAAUGGAAAGAUAUAUUGGUUUAUUGCUUUGGAUGAAGAUCCAUUAAUUCCGGGCUCGAUCCUUACGGUUGACUUAGAUGAGACGUUUGGAACCAUUAACCUUCCAGGAGAUGUCACAGAGCACUCAUACUUGGUUAAUCUCAAAGGCUGUUUAUCCCUAGUUUCUGUACAUGAUGAGGAUGAGAUCAUGAAUAUAUGGAUUCUCGACAGCAGGAACGAGCCUAAAUGGGAACUGAAAUGCAGAGAUAUCGUCCCCUUCUCGAAUGAUGAAUGUGCUGAAUUUGUAGUUGCAAUGGAGAAUGACCUUUUUGUCAUAACUUCAAGCCAGUACCAUAUCUAUGAUUCGGAGUACAGGUUUUGGAGGGAGCUUUAUUUACCAAGGAUGUUUGAAACGAAUUUUCCUGUCGCUUUCACAUACACCGAAAGCCUUCUUUCUUGUGGUGGACGGAUCGAUCCUACGAUUGAAUACAUAUCCCAAAGAAGCAUAUGACAUGCUCUCGAUUCGCUC
Hibiscus syriacus is the source of this 1297-nucleotide messenger RNA. Its product is annotated as F-box protein At5g49610-like. NCBI's taxonomy places the organism in Eukaryota, Viridiplantae, Streptophyta, Magnoliopsida, Malvales, Malvaceae. The transcript is spliced from 3 exons. The coding region runs from base 92 to 1279 and encodes 395 amino acids. The record is from RefSeq and is a predicted model, not a curated record. Gene Ontology annotation, molecular function: protein binding.